CGCCUCGCUUCCAAGCAGAACCUGCAGCGGCUGGAGCGCCACCUUUCACGAGGAGCCACUGCCGGGAAUCACGCACGGGGAUUGCCGGUGACGUGCAUGGUGUGAUUUUUGGGAGCUGGGGGGUUCGUUUGGACCAUCGGAGCCAGUUUGGAGCCCACCCAAGACUGGAUGAAGUGGACUUUUUUUGGUGCAUUUGCGUGGAAUUUCAGUGCGCGCUGAGUGGAGGAGGCAUCCGUCCUCCCUCCCUCUCUCUCUUCCUCUCUCUCCUCCCUCUUUCCUCCCUCCUCUCCUCUCCUCUUUCCUGGUCUUGUUUCUGCUGCGCUCAGGUGGAUCCACUCGGUCCUGAUCCGCUCCUCCAGCGGCGGGAAAGUGUUGAAGAUGGGUCGAGCGGGUUUCAGCACCACGGAGAGCUGCCGGCUCCUGCUGCUGGGUGUGCUGGUUCUGUCCGCGGUUCUGGCCGAGCAGGAGGGUGAGAACCUGUCCGGGCUUUCCAACAAUCCGGACCGAGCCAUCUUUGCCGUCAGGGAGAACGGAACCACGUGUCUGAUGGUGGAGUUCGCAGUGAAAUUUCUCGUGCCGUACGACGUGCUCGCGCUCAACCGGAUUGACCUGAUCACAGAGCAGGCGUCCUUCACGCUGCCUCGUGGGGCUCAGAUUGAUGGCAAGUGUGGCAGCACUGAGUCAGAGAUUCACAUUAGCUGGAAGAACAACGCGUACACGCUACGCAUCUUCUUCUCCAAGGACGUGCGUGAUAAGGGCGUGGACGUGUGGAAGAUCAGCAAGGUUCAGUUUGUGUACGACACGUCGGAAAGUACACACUUCAUCAACGCGUACAACCCCGGGAGGCACACGGCCAACACGCACCGCCUGUCAGCCUUGGUGACCCCCGCCGGGCGCUCGUACGUGUGCACGGCCCAGCAGACCCUCACCCUCAUCAGCAGCGACCACCAGAAGGGCGUCACCGUCGCCAUGUACGACAUCCAGAUUCAACCUUUCGACAUGACCUCCGACUUCGUCUUCAGCGAGCCGUACAAGUGCAUGACGGACCAGCGGGAGCGCCUGGAGGAGACCCUGCCGCUGAUCUUGGGUCUGAUCUUGGCGCUGAUCAUCGUCAUCACGCUGACCGUGUACCACUUCCACCUCAAGCUGACCGCCGCCAGCCAGCCGCAGCUUCCCCGCGACCGCUCCAUGUACAAGAACAUGUAGGGCCGGGGGGGGCGCCCUACAAAGGAGAUGUGGACAUUUGGUGUUUUUUGGGGGGGUGGGGAGAGGCUUGCAUGGAUGUGGUCGACCCUCCAAAGAAACCUGCUCUCACCGUGACCACGCCUCCCACACAGAAGCCACGCCUCCAUGUCACCAACUUCCUGUUAACGUUUCUUGUCUUUUAGGCUUCCUGACCUUUGACCUGUCAUGUUUGUUCACGGUGGACGUCUCGUCACGCGUGCAGUGUCGUCUUUCAUGCUUUUUUUGGUUGGUUUGACCACGUGUUCCAAAUGUCCAAUAUUUUUGAGAAAGUCUAUGCAUAAAAAAAUAAAAGCUUCUCCUGAAGCGCUGGCGUGUCUUU
Dunckerocampus dactyliophorus (ringed pipefish) is the source of this 1564-nucleotide messenger RNA. It is a transcript of the gene lamp5, whose product is annotated as lysosomal associated membrane protein family member 5. The record is from RefSeq and is a predicted model, not a curated record. Bases 379 to 1206 code for a protein of 275 amino acids. Lineage: Eukaryota; Metazoa; Chordata; Actinopteri; Syngnathiformes; Syngnathidae. The transcript is spliced from 6 exons. Gene Ontology annotation, cellular component: membrane.